Messenger RNA from Cornus florida, 2049 nucleotides. Its product is annotated as vacuole membrane protein KMS1-like. The record is from RefSeq and is a predicted model, not a curated record. The transcript is spliced from 8 exons. Lineage: Eukaryota; Viridiplantae; Streptophyta; Magnoliopsida; Cornales; Cornaceae. The coding region runs from base 421 to 1713 and encodes 430 amino acids.
AUAUGAAAAACGGUUAAGCAAUGUAGAUGCCCAUUUAUUUUUCUUUCCUUUUCAACUUUAAUUUUGAAGCAAACAUUUUAUACCUUUCCUCCUUUACUUUGUUUGCUUUUCCUUUCCUCUUUCCUCUUUCCUCUUUCCUCUUUCCCUAGAUCUAAAGUUAGUACGGAGACCAAAGAGAGGGAGGGAGAGGGAGAGAGGUGUUCGUGCUGGACGUCGCUGUGGUCCUGCUAGAUCUGUGAUCCAAUCAUUUAGUGAUUGAUCGAUCGAACGAUCUCGAUCUCGUCCUCUCAAGUUCCGACGUUUCUGUAAACUAUUCAUCUUCGAGUUUAAGAAUUUCACUUUCGUCUGUGAUACAGUUAUAGUACUAUAGACAUUUAUAUCACAUCAUAUAUAGAUAUAUUUAGCAUAUGAGAGCAUAAAAUGGGCGCCGCCAAGAAGAAAUCCACUUCCCACACCUCUUCUAGUUCUGCUUCUCAAGAUCCUGAUAUGUCGAUCUCAGAACUACAGGCAAAGCAUCAACAGGAACUAGAAAAUUUGACGCUAACAGCACAACCUUUCAAAACAUUAAAUCUUUUCAUUUUGGCUAGUAUUGAAUAUAUCAAACGAUCAGUAUUAUAUCUUUUGGCGCAUGGUGGGUUGCUUAUGCUUUUGAGUACCUUUGUGACGAUUCUUGGAAUUUUGCUUGUGACCAUUGAUGGUCCUCAUGAAAAGCAUGUUGAAGAGAUUCUUAAAUAUGUACGGUUUGGAUUGUGGUGGGUGGCCCUUGGUGUUGCAUCUUCUAUUGGUCUUGGAUCUGGUUUGCACACUUUUGUCCUUUAUCUGGGUCCUCAUAUUGCAUUGUUCACGAUAAAAGCGAUGCAGUGUGGCCGAGUUGAUAUUAAAAGUGCUCCAUAUGAUACCAUACAAUUGAAAAGUGGGCCCACAUGGCUUGACAAGGAUUGCUCAGAAUUUGGGGCUCCGUUGUUUGCAUCUUCACAUGGUUCACGGGUUCCACUUAGCAGUAUAUUGCCACAGGUCCAGAUAGAGGCAAUUUUGUGGGGCAUUGGGACUGCACUUGGAGAGCUCCCUCCAUACUUUAUUUCAAGAGCAGCAUGCAUGUCGGGUAACAAAUUGGAUGCCAUGGAAGAAUUGGAUGCUUCUCAGUCCAAAGAUAAUGGAGUUGUAGCUACUCACUUAAAUCAAAUCAAGUGCUGGUUUCUGUCGCAUUCACAAUAUUUGAACUUUUUUACAAUUUUAGUGCUUGCAUCGGUGCCAAAUCCUCUAUUUGACCUUGCUGGCAUCAUGUGUGGACAAUUCGGGAUCCCUUUCUGGAAGUUUUUUCUUGCAACAUUGAUUGGAAAGGCUAUUAUUAAAACUCACAUACAGACAGUAUUCAUUAUUUCAGUUUGCAAUAAUCAACUCCUUGAUUGGAUAGAAAACGAGUUGAUUUGGUUGCUUGGCCUUAUACCUGGUUUUUCUUCUGCCCUUCCCAAUCUCAUCGCCAAACUGCAUGCAAUGAAAGACAAGUAUAUGGCAACCCCUCCUCCUGUGCCCUCAAAUAUCAAGGUGAAGAAGUGGGAUUUGUCGUUUGCUUCAAUUUGGAACACUGUUGUAUGGCUUAUGCUUAUGAACUUCUUCGUUAAGAUCGUGACUGCAACAGCACAGAGAUAUCUUAAAAAACAGCAGGAAAAGGAUUUGGCUGCGUUGAGAAACUCUGAGCAUCAAGGCUCAUAAUCGAGCCUGAUCAUUGCAUCUCGAUGAAUGUGUGAACUAACUUUUCCUGCCUUUUUUUUUUUUUUCUUUUUUUGUUGUAUUACUAUUUUCUUCUUUUUAUUCGGUUACAACUAUAAUUAAUGGAAUUUAAGUGACAGCUCUUUCAUAACUAACCCAUCAAAGCAACCGGAAAACUCUAUUCAUCUGAAGUCCUGCCAGAAACUUGUACAGAUUAUUUUUUUAAACUGUUGUGAAUUUUGGCAAGACGAAUUCUUUGCUUGGUCAUCUUUUUGAUUGUAUUUUGGACUUUCGAAGUAAUGAUUAUGGUACUUCAAAAAGCACCUUGGAACAGGCUUA